AUGGCGGGGCGAACGUAUGACGAAGCUAUCUCGGCGCUGAACACGUUACAAUCGAAUUUCGCAAUCGUUAAUUCGUUUAGACAGUCCGGGGUAAAUAAGAAUCAAUAUGCCAUUCCGGAGAUGAUUGAGUGGUGUCGGAAAAUUGGCUAUGAGCCAUCCGACUUCAACCGCCUGAACCUCAUACAUAUCGCAGGUACAAAAGGCAAAGGCUCAACAUCCGCAUUUAUCUCCUCCAUACUGACCCAAUACAUCCCCUCGACAACGACAACAAGCACGGACCAAUCCACCGUCCACAAAGUCGGCCUUUACACCUCGCCACACUUGCGAUUUGCGCGCGAACGAAUAAAGAUAAACGACGAACCCCUGACAGAGGCCCAAUUCGCUCAAUACCUCUUCGAAAUCUGGGACCGUCUGGAACAAUCCGCGAAAGCCGCGGGACAUCAAGAUCCUUCAAGCCCCGAAACAAAACCGGUCUAUUUUCGGUAUCUUACGCUCAUGGCACUGCAUGCGUAUUUGAGUGAAGGUGUCGAUGCGGCUGUCAUCGAGUGUGGGAUUGGUGGUGAAUAUGAUUCGACGAAUAUUAUUGAUCGGCCGGUUGUGUCUGGUAUAACAAGCCUGGGAAUUGAUCAUGUUGCUAUGUUGGGGUCUACGAUUGAGGAGAUUGCAUGGCAUAAGGGUGGUAUAAUCAAGACAGGUGCAAAGGCGUUUACGGGGCCACAGGCAGAGACUGCGCUUCAAGUCUUACGGAAGAGAGCUGAAGAGAAGAACACGGAGCUCAUUGUUGCGCAGGGUCAACCUGAACUGGCAAAGGAUAGUGAAUUGAAGUUGGGUCUGGAUGGGGAUUUUCAAUAUACGAAUGCGAAUAUAGCUGUCGGUGUUGUUGCGGAGUUUUUGAGGCGUCGUGGUGAGCAGGAUAUUCCGGCGGAUAUAUUCAGCUCGCCACUCCCUGAGAAGUUCCGGACUGGGUUGGAGAAAGCCAGACUGGGCGGCAGGUGUGAGACUCGCCGAGAGAAGACGGUCUCUUGGUAUAUUGACGGUGGGCACACGCUCGAAAGUAUUCGCGUUGCGGGCCAAUGGUUCGCAUCAAAGCUGGUCGACGAUGCUGAGAGCCAGAAACCCCGAGUCCUCAUCUUCAACCAACAGACACGAGACAGCGUAGCAUUAGCGCGAGCGCUACAUCAGACUCUAGCCGAAGUUCUUGGAUCUGCACAACCUUUUACGCAUGCCAUAUUCUGCACAAACGUCACGUACAAGAAUGCAGGUUACAGACCGGAUCUUGUCAGCGUCAAUGCCAAUGCGUCUGAAGUCGAGAAACUAAGCGUCCAACACACACUAGCUGAGUCAUGGAAGGAUAUUGACCCCAAGGCGCAGACUGUGGUCUUUUCUACGAUUGAGGAAGCGGUUGAUUUCGUGCGUGAUCUUUCAAAGCAAACUUCUGACGAUGGAACACCUGUCAAGACAUUGGUGACUGGUAGUUUGCAUCUUGUGGGCGGAUUUCUGGAUGUGAUUGAGACCAAGCCGGGAGAAAUCGUGGUAUGA
Molecule: messenger RNA, 1539 nt
Organism: Talaromyces amestolkiae
Lineage: Eukaryota; Fungi; Ascomycota; Eurotiomycetes; Eurotiales; Trichocomaceae
Exons: 3
Coding region: 1-1539 (512 amino acids)
Biological process (GO): tetrahydrofolylpolyglutamate biosynthetic process
Cellular component (GO): cytosol; mitochondrion; cytoplasm
Molecular function (GO): ATP binding; tetrahydrofolylpolyglutamate synthase activity
Source: RefSeq, a predicted model, not a curated record